AUGAUCAUUAACCAGCCUACUACUUUAGAUCUUCAGCACGCCAUCGCCAAGUUGCUGCUAAAAGGCAAUCUUGGGCUUGCACCCCUAGAUAAGCCCCGCCGUGUGCUCGAUAUUGGAACGGGCACGGGAAUCUGGGCCAUCGAAUUCGCGGAGGAGUUCCCCGACUCGGACGUCCUUGGCACUGACCUUAGCCCAAUUCAACCCGAGUACCUCCCACCCAACUGCCGGUUUGAAGUUGACGACGUUGAGGACGAAUGGAUUUACAGCUCCAAGUUUGACUACAUCCACGGACGCCAUCUAUGUGCGUUUCUUAAAAACUUUGACCAUCUCUUCCAGUCCAUAUUUGAUAACCUUAACCCUGGUGGCUGGGUUGAGUUCCAGGAGACUGUGAUCGACUUCAAGAGCGUUGACGGGACGGUUGAAGGAACAGCUCUGCAACGAUGGAACUUACUUCUCCUCGAGGGCAUCCGCAAGAUGGGUCGCAACGCUACUGCGGCCACACGCUACAAAAAGUGGAUGGAGGAGAAGGGGUUCGUCAACAUCGUCGAAAAGAGAUUUCCUGUGCCUAUGAACCCAUGGGCAAAAGGCAGAAACGAGAAAAUGAUUGGCGCUAUGCAGAUGACAAACAACCUGGAAGGCGUGGACGGACUCACCAUGGCUGUGUUCACCAGGUCGCUCGGCUGGCAGCCAGAAGAUGUCGAGAAACUGCUCGUCGACGUCAGGAGAGACAUGCAAGACCGGAAGAUCCAUGCGUUCAUUACAAUGCAAGUGUUUCUAACCUUCUACCAGGCGCGCGCUAAAGGCUAG
This is a messenger RNA of Lasiosphaeria miniovina, 807 nucleotides long. Its product is annotated as S-adenosyl-L-methionine-dependent methyltransferase. The coding region runs from base 1 to 807 and encodes 268 amino acids. The transcript has 2 exons. The record is from RefSeq and is a predicted model, not a curated record. NCBI's taxonomy places the organism in Eukaryota, Fungi, Ascomycota, Sordariomycetes, Sordariales, Lasiosphaeriaceae. Gene Ontology annotation, molecular function: methyltransferase activity.